AUGGUCCGCAUCGCCUCGACCAGCCUCGCCGUCAUUGGCGCUCUGCUCGCCCCGUCCGUGUCCGCCUGGGGCAUCGCGUUCUACAGUGGCGAGAACUGCAAUCAGGACGAGCGUUUCUGCCUCGAGGUCGGCGAGCCGGGUGAGAACUGCGAGUGGUACACCCACGAGGGCACUCAGGUCGCCGAGUGCACCGCUCCAACCAAAUGGACCAACAGCUUCUACUGGUCCAUCGGCUCGAUCUGCGGCGUGGGCUUCGAAGAUAACCACGACUGCUAUUUCAACGACUUCGACUGGCACGGUCAGCAGUGCCUCAAAGUCACCGAUCGUCCUGACUGGGCUUUCCACGGCCAGACUCUCACCUUCCAGUGCCGCGAUCGCGAAGAGGAUGGACUCCAAGAUGUUGUGCCGUACAUCCCGAUGGGCGCCUUGAACAUUACGGUGCCAUAA
Molecule: messenger RNA, 447 nt
Organism: Pseudocercospora fijiensis CIRAD86
Lineage: Eukaryota; Fungi; Ascomycota; Dothideomycetes; Mycosphaerellales; Mycosphaerellaceae
Exons: 4
Coding region: 1-447 (148 amino acids)
Source: RefSeq, a predicted model, not a curated record